GCACCUACCACCCGACAUAUACUGCCAACUGCCUUUUCGUUCAUAUGUUCGUGAGUGACACGAUGGAUCUGUGCUUGGAGGGGUGGACCAAUGUAUAUGUCGCGCAAGAGACCAACUGAUCCCAAACAUUGUUUUUCUUUACUGUUCGCUAUGGCAGAUAUCGUGCAGGCAUCAUCUUCCUGUUUUGCCUGAGGUGUGCCUCAGCUGGGGCAUUUUGAAAUGUGCUAUUACUAUCGUGGUCUUUUCUUUUGCAACAUGGUAAUAUUUUUGUCAAUUUGGAGUUGUUUGGUCUGACUAUAUAUAUGUCUUUGGUAAUAUCAUGGAUUGGAACAAAAUGAUCGGCUCUGUUUAUAUGCCAGGAGGGCCUGUGUUCUACCCUAGUCUUAUCAUGUUAGCUGAUUGUCCUGUCCCUCUGUUGGUAUGCUCAUGGACAAUUGUAUGUUAUCAUGUUAGCUGAUUGUCCUGCGUUGUAUUAGUAUAUACUCGAAUACAUGAUUUUUUUCUCUUUGGCUACUGAAUUUUAUUGCUAUUCUUCUGCACACAUGUACAUGCGGCUCCGGUUCUAUUAUACUGUACAUCAGGUUCAGUAUUCACAAUUAUUUUCAUGAGUCCAAGGAUAGUUCUGUUUGGUGUCGUGUCCUGUAUAAUUAAUGGUCAUGAUUUAAUUACAAGUGAAAACAUUUGUAUCCGUUGAAACGCAAUGGUUUCCCCCCUGCAUUGUGAUAAUUAAUUUACAUUUGCAUUAUAGUAGGCUCCAAAUCCUAUUAAGUGUGAUACGAAUGGGAAUGGAAUAUUUAUGAAUAAGAAAGCUUUCUUACUCCUGUUGGAUUUUAUGUCGCAGCAAUAUCCCUGUUUUUGUUUCCCUGCAAGACUCGAGCUAUAUGUAAUAGUGCUAUAACUUUCAGCAUCUCCUAAAGUACAUCCUAAGUUGUAUUCAAUCAACACUACUAUUUUAAUUUCCAUUGCAGCUUUCUGAAAUAAGUUUACCCGUCUUGCUGAAUGUUAAAAAAACAGAAGGUAUCUUAAGUACAACCAUAGACUGCCUGCACAGUCCUUCCAAAGGAAAAAAAAUCUGACUCGCUGUUUUGAUUCAGCAGCAUUGCUUUUCAGAUAAUAUAGGAGAGUGGAAGGUUCAUUCUCAUUUUUCUUUUUUGUAUUUUUUCUUGUUAAUACUUAUAUUAUUUAUUCUUGCAAAUCUGUACUAUUGAAAUAGAAAGAUCAUCUUGUGUUGUUCAGACCCAUACACUUAUCCUGCAAUAUGUGAAGGAAUGCUUAUAUUGGCAUCCUGCUGUAGAAAAUGGUUAGCUUAGCAGCAACUAUUGUGUCUUCUAAUUAUGUCGCCUCAAAUUUGUAGGAACGCUAUUGUUGCUUUCGAAAUGCUAUUGGAUCUUAUAAAAAUUUUUGGACCUGUUAUUCAUUCAACAUUGUCAGUUAGCUCACUCGUUGGAGUAGAACUUCAAGCCGAACAGAGGUAUGCUCUCCAACUUUACUCGGGGAAGGGAACUGGGUGUUGCUAAGAGAGAUGUUUUAAAAACUUGUGUUGCUACAAGACACUAAGGAACUCGGUCUGAGGUGGCGAGUUGGUCGCGAACUUAUGUUUUGCUUAUACUGGUCCUGUUCCUGAUAAGGGUGUGUGUAUCGAGUGUUUGCCAAUUUAGUUCUGGCAUGUUGAGUCCAUGGACAAGUAUGGAUUAUUCUCUAUAGCUUUAGCUAAUUUAGGAGACAACCGCUGUUUUCCUGCACAUUUGCAUAUAUUCAACGACUCCGAUCUUACAAAAUGUUAGGUCUCCUUAGUUCCAAAUAUGGUUUUACAGGUUCUAAAAUUAUUUCUUUGAUGCGAGGUGCCAUGCUGUGGAUAACAAGGAGAUUAUCAAGGCGGAGCGGCGGUGAGUAUGGAGCUCAUAAUCAUCAGUUCAUCACCAUGAAGCAGAAGGAAUGGUAUAGCUUUGCCAUGCUGGACUUUGGCAGCCGCUGCUCCUCGGCAAUCAACAGGAGGUACAGCCGCUGCCACCACUCCUUCGCAGCGAUGCAGGCCAGCGACGAGGAGGCUCGCAAUGGUGGGGGACACAUCACCAUCUGCCGGAGAGGAGAAAGGCAUACCUACCCCUUAACGAUUGAAAUGCAGGUCCAGGGAAAACAUCUGGUCCUCACAUCACAACACCCGAGCAAGUCUGGCUUGCUCGCCAUGGCCUACCACAUCGGCGAGACGGAUCGAGCACGUGAUCACCAUCAGCAGGUCUUUCGUCACAACACCCAAGCGAGCGAGAUGUUCAGACAAAGUUAUAUGAUACACUGCUAUUGACAUAUGUCGUAGAUGGACAGUACAUAUCGUUUCUCUCCAUGUUACAAUUUCUGUGACCUCGGCAUUUGGAAGACAUGUCAUCCGAAUCGUCUAUCAUGAUCGAACCAUUACUAUCACAAGCAUCUUACUUUUAGAAAUCCAUAUGAUGGUUCAGUUAUCUAUAUUAUGUGUGCCAUUUGUUACCUCUGAAAUAUAUAUUAUGUGUGCCCUGUCACGUUGGUUUAUUUUUGGUGCCAAAAUGCUGCUGAGCAUUUGGUGUGACUGAUUGCACUGCCCAUUUAGUGUUGUCUGGGCAUAUGCCAUGUAUUGGACACAACCAUGUUAUCUAUAAAGGCAAUUUUUCACUUCUA
Molecule: messenger RNA, 2652 nt
Organism: Aegilops tauschii subsp. strangulata
Lineage: Eukaryota; Viridiplantae; Streptophyta; Magnoliopsida; Poales; Poaceae
Source: RefSeq, a predicted model, not a curated record